AAAUAGGGGGAGUCGGGACCGUCACAGCAGCAUAUGCAUUGCUAUAUUUCGCUGUAUAAACAGCUUCCUGAAUGUCCACUUGUAUAAGUCGUAGGAUUGUAUACCUCCGUAUCACGCAUAAGUAUUCGCAUGUUUUGUACAAACACUCAAGCAUGAAGCACUAUGCAUUAUUGCUCUUGGCUUGCAAGAACUAAGCUUGGUUCAUAUUUUAAAAUGUUAGUUGUUCGCUCUAGAAUAUUGAAUAGCUCUUAAAUAUUGAACCCUUUUCAAAAAAUAAACCAAUUGUGAGUAGCGUUUCCUCGUCGUCGUGUCGUCUUUUCACCGUGUGUUCGUCCUUUUUAGCGCUACCAUCAGUUUUAAAGAAUCGCUGUAGAAGCUUGUGCAUGACCAUAUAUGGAAAAGUUACAGAUUAACAACCGUCAAAACCCCGAAGCUAGACUAGCCCGUGCGCUAUAACAACAACCGCGGGACUGGGAAUUAAGCCAGGGUUUUUUCGGGAGGACAACGAACUAGAAGACCGCAAUAUUAAUUAAGGAAAUUAAAAAAAAUAAGAAAAAAACGCAGGAACAAGAAAGAAAGGAAGGGAAGCAGGAAGAAAAGAUGUGUUUGAGGAUGGUAACUGGGCGCAUCCAACGCAGCGUAGGUCGACAGUCAAUCGUGCUUCAAGCGCCGGACGCUUCACAAUUAAAAUAUUUCGAGGAUUCACGAUCGAAACACCAUGUAGCUUACCAAAAGUGAAAUAAUGCAGAAAAGAGCAAGCAAGUUGUGACUGCAAAUGUGUGCCAAGCAUAAAAGUUGUCUUCACUUUUGUGUCCAGCUGCAUCAGUGUACACGUGCAGCGCCCUAAAAAGUGUUCACUGCCAACUUUCAAAGGAGUAAUUUCACGACGUGGCAAUUCCACUUCCACAGAAUAAUUGCAUUUUCCCUAUUAUUAUUAGCUAUUGUCGCUGUUGUCAAUUGAGAUAAACUUAAAUGUAUAAGAAAAUCAUGGGGUAUAUACAAUGCCAUAUAUACAGAGUGACCCGUUAUGCAAUAUGAUACGAAUACCGAAUUUAGAAAAAAAAAAACAAAAAUUCAUCUCGCUUUUAUUACACCCACUCACCUUGCCGUUUUAAUCUAUCUUGCAUGUAAUUCUCGGAAACUUCCCGUUCGUCGUGCAAAAUUAACUUUUGACGCAGAUGUAACGAAAGUCUGCAUUAAAAAAGAAAGAUUAAGAAAGUGCAGCCAACAUUUCCUAACCUUAUAACGGCAUCAUGGUGGCUCAUUUAGUGUGGACACCUGUUUCACAUUAUUUAGCACGCGUUUUGAAUGAAAAGGCUCUAUUGUGCGUCCCGCAAACAGCUACACUAGCACGAAAGCAGUGUGGCACUUUCGUAUGUUCGCGCCUUAGAUCACAUGACAUUGGGUAAUGUCGUCAAUAGGACGUCACAUCUCAAGCACGUGGUAUAACGUGAACACGUGGAGAUUGCUACUCUCUCAGUGACAGUUCGCUUGGUUCGCCCGUGCCUCCUAGCUUGCCGCCACUGACCUGAGCUGCGUGACAAUGUUUGCGUUCGUGCAAUACGAAUUCGAUGGCAAGACGGCUGUCGUCAAGCACUGCGCCAUAAGCGACUUCAAGCCCAAGAACGUUGCCGAUUUCCAGCCAACCAAAUCUUACAGCGUUUACUGGCCUGGAGACGACAACACAGACGGCGACUUCUAUGAAGCGCGAAUCCUGCAUCUCGCUGAAUCGAUGGAGGAGAUGCAGGCCUACAUGGAGAAGCGCCCCAGGAAGGUGUUGGUGGACUUGCCAAAAGGGCGAAAAAGGAGCAAAGAAAAGGUGGAGCAGUCCCAAAAGAAGUUAAGGACUCAAGUACGCGAGAGGUCGGAGCUGCAGCUGGCGGACGAAGUCCUGCAGGACGAUGAGUCUGACUUUGUCCCGAGGAGUGCAUAUGCAGCUUUACAGCUGCAGCUGCAAGCUGUGCAAAAUGAGCUGGACAGCUUGCGCGCCCAGUUCACUGAAAAUGCUCAAGUAGUCUCCUCGGCACAGCAGGUUCCUGAGGAUCAAGGCAGUGCCUUGCCAAGAGGCACUUGCAUAUGUGCCGAGGAGCACUACAAGGAGCUGAAUGAAGAAGUGCGGCAGCUUCGUGCCAGGAACAUGGAGCUGCAAAAGACACUCUGUUACAAGCUUUUUCAAAGUGAAAGCAGAGUUGUCUAUGCCACAUCGUUCGAUGUGUCAGUACGGGCGCAGCCGGACCCUGUCACCCCUUCGAACAUUGGAGGCUUUGUCCUGAAACAGCUUGACUGA
Molecule: messenger RNA, 2287 nt
Organism: Dermacentor andersoni
Lineage: Eukaryota; Metazoa; Arthropoda; Arachnida; Ixodida; Ixodidae
Source: RefSeq, a predicted model, not a curated record